CUUUGAACGAUAUGUCGAAAUGCUCAUGCUAGCGUGCUUCCGAUCUGCGUUGCAGCUAGAGCCAUCCAAUUCAAAGCAAUGAUCUACCCUGCACAAGUCCUACUUAGGGGGACGGACUGACAAGCCCGAUCAGCUUCUCAGUGUAGCCAUGUCGCUGUGCUGAGAACACGCCGGCGCUCGAGGCAACGCCUUCGUUCUCUACGACCAGUACCCCGCUGUCUUCUUUCCUUUGUUUCUCACUGAAAUCUGAGGGCUGGUGGCCCGUCGGCUUGCUUCAGCACGAUUAAACUGUAAACACUGAACGGGGCUUGCCCUUGAUAAUAGAGGCUCGAUGAGGCGUGUGAUCAACGCGGUGAGGGCUGCAACCACUCGCACUCACCUGCUUCGACGCGUAUCGUACGCGCUGCAUGGCUUCCUCGUUGGUCUGCAUCUGGCGCUGUUCAUCCUCCAAUGGUUUCCCAUCGAGAAGCUCGUCACGUUCCCCCUCACCGAGGACGACGACCCGUCUGAUACCUCCCUCUCCGUCGCGCUCACCAUGUCCGGCACCAUCUUCGCCACUGUUUACGGAGCGCUGCUCGUCUGGAUCACUCAGAAGCUCGCGCUGCGGCGCUUGUUGACGAGCCGGCAGACGUUGACGGCGAUGCACGAUGAGUACAACUCGUGGAUUGGGAUCGGCUCGGCGCUGUAUACACUUUACGGCCAGUGCAGGUUACGGAGCGCGCUUCCGUGGGUGCUUUGUGUGACGGUGUACCUGAUCAACAUCACUGUCCUUCAUAUUGUCACGCCUUCCAUGCUCUCGCUACCUAUAGGACGCAAGAGCAUCAUCGAUCACGUCGCUACUCGUCUGGCGUAUCCAGAUGUAGACGGUUUGCUCUAUGACGGCCAGUCCACUGAGGACGGCGCGGCCGAUCUCUACCACGCUCUCUUCACCGACGCAUCCAGCUUGCUUCCCUACGUCGUUCUUUUCAACCCCGACGAGGCUCCGGGAUUGGCGCAUUCGACCAUCUACGACUUGCCCAUUGUUGGAUCCGAAAGCGACAGCAUCGCGGUCGUGAACUCGACGAUCUUCACGGUAACCUGCGGUAGUCUGGAUUCCCUGAAGCUGGAGGACUACUAUCCCAAGGACGCCCGGGAAGUUUGGCACUACAAUGUCUCGCACAUACUUCCGGACGGCACCAAGCAAAAGCACAUUCGCGUUAAGAAUAUCCUGCCGAACAACGCACUAUCACUAACCUGGCCGAACAUAUCCGGCCACGACACACGCCCGGCCUGGAACCGGAGCUUCUACGCCUAUGGCACCUUUGACAUCGAGGAUACCGAGGGCGAGCUUCUUCCCAACUUCACGCUCCCUCGCCGCGUGGCGGCUGGUGCACCCGUCAACAUGUCCAUCGUGGGCUGUAACCUGGAGGGUCAACACUCUACUAUUGGUGUGAAUACGACAACGCGCCUCGCUGCGACGAGUGGAGAGAGCUAUCUGGCUACCUCGGCGGAAUGGGCACCUUGGAAGCCUUUGGAUCCUGUGCCACGGGAGGAUCUCAAUAUUCUUGAUUUGUGGACGACAGCCAUGUCCAAGCAGUACGAGACGCAUUUCAGCCUAGGCGCGUCCAGGCGGUAUAACCUUGGGUUCAUGGACAAAUAUCUCAUCUCACGACUGAAUCUAGCGCUUCCAAGCUAUACAGAGGCACGCGUACCACGGGAACGUGUGCAGCUGCACCGACUGCAGAACGCGCUCAGUGAGCUUGUCGCUGCGUAUUUCUGGUCCAUGAACCAGGUGAACGUCGACAACCAGUAUGGAAUCGAGCGCACCAGCAAGACGGAGACAUACGUCCCUCAGACUGUCCGGACAUUGCGCCUCAAUCGCAUGUCCAUCCUGAUCGGCUUUGUCGUGUCUCUCGUGCUCAUGCUACUUAACUACUUCCUCGUCCGCCCUCGUCGCUCUCGUACAAAGGGUGCCGUUGAUGCGCUCGACACGCUCGGUUUGCUGCAGACUAUCUGGUUCGUGCGCGGCCAGCCGGACAUCCUCAGCACCGUCGGCCGAGUGGAGCGCCCCGAAGCACUUCGUCUUCGAGAGGCCGGCAUGUUCAUGGUCGAACCGGAUCUUGAGAGGUCUGCCUGCACUGGCGGCGGGGCGGGGGACCCGAUUCCACUAACGUUGGUAUCGUCGGAGUCGCCGUUGACGGACAAGUGGCGGGAAAGGGAGCGCGAGCUGGAGCGGGAGAUGGCCAUGAUCGAGAGAGACGUAGACGAUGUACUCUCGCCCUAUCAGUGGGGACCCUCUAAUUCUAGUCAUUCUUGAUUGUUCGCCU
Molecule: messenger RNA, 2306 nt
Organism: Schizophyllum commune H4-8
Lineage: Eukaryota; Fungi; Basidiomycota; Agaricomycetes; Agaricales; Schizophyllaceae
Exons: 9
Coding region: 332-2296 (654 amino acids)
Source: RefSeq, a predicted model, not a curated record